CUACUAUCUGCAUGGGAACAAAACUUGGAGAACAUGUUUGCUGAUCGGAACAAUAAUCCAAUGCAAACAUGGAGGAGAACAUUUUGUUCAAUGAUGCACUGGCCCUUUAAACCAUGGGCAGGUGGCGACACACAGCUGCUAAUACAAAUGCGUAGUUGUUAGAUGAAAAACUUAUAUCAGCGCAUCAUAUUGUUGCCAGGCCAGUUCACAUUGGCGUCAAAUGUCACUGGUUGAGUUCAACGCACAACCAAGAUGUAUGGAGAAAAUUUCACGCAGCCACAAAACGUAACUCAAUUUGACAUCAGAUCCAGCUAUGCAGAGCUCGCUCCACCAUUGUUCACCGCUAUCAUAGGUGUGGGUUUAAUCGGUAAUUUGAUGUUGAUUUACACCGCGCUCCGUUGGCCAGAAAUGAGAACACCGUGUAACUAUCUGAUCGUCAACAACGCAUCUGCGGACCUUUGUGUGGUUCUCAUAGGAGCACCAAUGAGGAUAGUUGAAGUGUACCACGGAUGGCCCCUGGGAGAACUUGCCUGUCAGAUUCUUGCACCAACUCAAGAUGUUUUCGUCGUGGUGUCGGUGCUAACUUACACUCUGAUCGCGUGGGAGAGACACAGAGCUGUUUUAACACCUUUUAAACCCAAACUAACCUUGAGAACGAUAACAAUCGCCUCCGUUUUCAUUUGGAUUGUCUCAUACCUAAGCACAGGCCUACCAGUCGCAUUGCUUUGCAACUUGCAUACAAUUCAAGGAACACCUCGAUGCUUGGUAACGUUUCCAUCAGACAUUACUCAGCAGAUGUACGGGUCUUACUUGGUGAUCUUUUUCAUAGUGUUGCCACUCUUUCUACAGACAUAUGCAUAUUCUCGUGUGGUUCAUUGUCUAAGACGCAAAGGGGUGGAGAGUUCUUUCAGUGGCUCCACGAGAGGAAGCGUUAGAAGAAAGAGCAGUAAACGGAAGCUCAUUCGAGUGACAAUACUUCUGAUGAUAAUCUUCCAAGUUUGUUACCUACCAAGAGGAGUGUUGAUGCUCCUUUAUGAAUUCGCGCGCGAGUUAACGACCCAUCCAGUUUAUGGAAAGAUCAAUCUGUUUUUCAUGGCUCUAUACUAUGCCAAACAUGCCAUCAACCCAAUAAUAUUGUUUACUGUAAGUACAGAUUUUCGCUCUCGAUUCCCGUGCAGAUUAACAAACCUGGGAAAGUGGAAUUUUCCCGCGUUCAAAAGCGUAUUCUUAUCUCGUAAAUCAACCCUGAAUACUCCCUUCAUGGAUGCUGAACAAAAACAGCCUAUCAAUGUAGAGGCAAAACUUUAACAAGGCUGACUGCAAAGGCAAACAGCUACAUUGGGGUCUCUUUUAAAACACCAGCACCUACAAUUCUCAUUUUUUCUUUUCUCCUGAGCGUUUUGAAAGAAAGCCUGGAAUAACAGUAACUUUUGCAUAAUACAUGGCGUACCACGUUGUAAUUUGACCAUUGCAUUCUGAGAGAAAACGAGACGAAUCUUUGGCUCGGGAGAUUUACAUUUACCUGUCCAAGCUAAUUAAAAUCUUCCCGACAUAUACAAGUACUUAGCUGAAGUAAAG
Stylophora pistillata is the source of this 1578-nucleotide messenger RNA. Its product is annotated as substance-K receptor. Gene Ontology annotation, biological process: G protein-coupled receptor signaling pathway. The record is from RefSeq and is a predicted model, not a curated record. Lineage: Eukaryota; Metazoa; Cnidaria; Anthozoa; Scleractinia; Pocilloporidae. Gene Ontology annotation, cellular component: plasma membrane. Gene Ontology annotation, molecular function: G protein-coupled receptor activity.